UUCUAACAAUAUUGUUCACUCAACAACCAAGUAUAAGUAGUCAAGUUAUUCUUUGAUUUUCAGCUCUCAAACUCGGAAAGCCACCUUAUUUCCUAGAUCCGACACACUCGAUAAAGUCCUACCGGCUAACCCGGCUAGUAGCAACUACUAUUUCAAGAUCAUUUUCCUACUUUGUCAGAGGUGGUCAGGGGGGGAUGCAAGGCAAGCUGUCAAAUCAUAUGUUCCACAAAUAGAUUUCGAUGGGAGGAGUUUGCUGCCUGCGGGCGUAAGUACCCACUGGGCAUACACUGGUUGAAUAAAACGUUGUUUCCACGUCAUUUCAAUGAAAUCACGUUGAACCAACGUGGAAUAGACGUUAAAUUGACGUCUGUGCCCAGUGGGUAGAGACAAACCCCACCUAGAGCAUCUUUACUAAGCAAGUGCUCUCUAAAAGUCAAAGCCUUGCAAUGGCUCUGAAGUAGGCGUGGAUAUCGUGGAGACUGAGACAGAGUGGUGAACGAACAUUCCUUCGCGUCAAAGGAGUUCUAUGAAAACGGACCCGGAACACUGUCAUCUCGUUGCAAACAUUUUUGACCUCUUGAGGAGAAAAGGGAAAGCAUCCAUUGCUCAGGUUUAACUUCAACCAACUCUUGAGGGUUUUCAAAUGACUUUCACCUGACUGAUCCAGACUGGACAACAGCAUGCCAAUCCUGGAGAGAGAGCCGCCGAAAGGCCGCAGGGAAAGCUAUGUCCUGCCCAAGGUGCCUGUCCCACCCCUGAAGCAAACUCUGGACAUGUACCUGACCAGUAUUAAACACCUGGUGAAGGAGGAACAGUACCGGCAGACUAAAUCCAUUGUGGAGAAGUUCGGAGAACCAGGCGGCACUGGAGAGCUGCUGCAGAAGAAGCUACUGGAGAAGAGCGACAACACACACAACUGGGUGUAUGACUACUGGCUUGACGAUAUGUAUUUGAAUCAGAGAUUGGCCCUACCAGUCAACUCCAAUCCUGCCAUGGUCUUCCCAAAACAAGACUUUAGAGAUCACAAAGACUCACUCCGAUUCGCUGCUCACCUCAUCACAGGAGUUCUGGAGUAUAAGGAACGUAUUGACACGAGGGCGUUGCCCGUGGAUUUUUCUCGGGGCCGGCUGGCUGGGACCCCUCUGUGUAUGAAGCAGUACUACCGUCUCUUCAACACAUACCGUCUGCCCGGCCUCAAGAGGGACACCCUCGUCAUCCACGAGGCUGGGUCCACCGAGCAGGAGCACAUCAUCGUUGCAUGCAAGAACCAGUUCUUUGUGUUGGACCUAGUGGUAAAGGAGAAAAAACUGAAAGAAAUUCACAUCUUGACCCAGCUGGAGAAGAUAGUAAAGAUGGCAGGGAACACAGAGGAGAGACAGCCUUCGUUUGGUCUGCUGACGUCUGAUGGAAGAACAGAAUGGGCCCAGGCUAGAGACGUACUCAUUAAAGAUUCAGUUAACAGAGAGUCGUUGGCUGUGAUCGAGAAGUGUCUGUGUGUGGUGUGUCUAGACGACCCCAGUGGGGUGGAGGUUGGGGAUACCAGCCGAGCCCUGCUGAUGCUCCAUGGAGGAGGCCAUGAGAAGAUGGGGGCAAACCGCUGGUAUGACAAGCCAAUGCAGUUUGUUGUAGGGGAGGACGGAGUCUGCGGAACGGUGUGCGAGCACUCACCCUUCGAGGGAAUAGUUCUGGUGGCGUGUACUGAAUACUUGAUGAAAUUCAUGACAGGAAGUCCCUCACAGAUGGGGAGGGCCACCAACGUGUCGGAGCUUCCUACUCCUCGCAGACUGCUCUGGAAGACCACACCUCACAUCCAUGACCUCCUGAAAGCCUCUGCUGAGAGACUGCAGAGGUUGGUUAGAGAUCUUGACAUGGAUGUACACAAGUUUGAGGUCUAUGGAAAAGAAUUCAUCAAGAAACAGAAGAUGAGUCCAGAUGCGUACAUACAGGUGGCUCUACAACUGGCCUUUUACAGGUGCAAUGGACGGCUGGUGUCCACUUAUGAGAGUGCUUCUAUCCGUCGUUUCCACGAGGGCCGGGUGGACAACAUCCGCUCAGCGACCCCCGAGGCUUUGGCCUUCGUGAAGGCCAUGACGGACGAGAAGACAUCUCUCUCUGAUUCAGAAAAGAUUAAACGAUUGUGGGAUGCGAUUAAUGCCCAGACAAAUUCCACAAUUGCAGCUAUUACAGGGAUGGGAAUAGACAAUCACCUUCUAGGACUCAGAGAGAUCUCCCAGGAGAUCCAUAUGGAGGUGCCAGAGAUCUUCACAGAUGAAACCUAUGUGGCCAGUAACCAGUUCAUUCUCUCCACCAGUCAGGUCCCCACCACAGUGGAGAUGUUCUGUUGCUAUGGCCCGGUGGUUCCUAACGGUUACGGGUGCUGCUACAACCCGCAGGCAGACCACCUCCUCUUCAGCGUGACCAGUUUCCACGGCAGCACCGAGACCAGCUCGGCCGUUUUUAUCAAGGCUCUGGACGAGGGCCUCGUAGAGAUGAGGGAUCUGUGCGAGAAGAGCAAUAAGCCUCAGAGCGACACUGCCGCUGCCUCGAAGGCGGUUGAGAAAAGCCAAGGAGCUGGCAGCAAGCCUCUGAGCACACCUCAGAAAACAGGGAAAUAAGUCAUACUGAGGUAUUAUUACGGUGUCCAUAUUAGGACAGCCUCAGUAGUUACGCUCAACUCCCCACAGAUUACGGUGUCCAUAUUAGGACAGCCUCAGUAGUUACGCUCAACUCCCCACAGAUUACGGUGUCCAUAUUAGGACAGCCUCAGUAGUUACGCUCAACUCCCCACAGAUUACGGUGUCCAUAUUAGGACAGCCUCAGUAGUUACGCUCAACUUCCCACAGAUUACGGUGUCCAUAUUAGGACAGCCUCAGUAGUUACGCUCAACUCCCCACAGAUUACGGUGUCCAUAUUAGGACAGCCUCAGUAGUUACGCUCAACUCCCCACAGAUUACGGUGUCCAUAUUAGGACAGCCUCAGUAGUUACGCUCAACUUCCCACAGAUUACGGUGUCCAUAUUAGGACAGCCUCAGUAGUUACGCUCAACUUCCCACAGAUUACGGUGUCCAUAUUAGGACAGCCUCAGUAGUUACGCUCAACUCCCCACAGAUUACGGUGUCCAUAUUAGGACAGCCUCAGUAGUUACGCUCAACUCCCCACAGAUUACGGUGUCCAUAUUAGGACAGCCUCAGUAGUUACGCUCAACUUCCCACAGAUUACGGUGUCCAUAUUAGGACAGCCUCAGUAGUUACGCUCAACUUCCCACAGAUUACGGUGUCCAUAUUAGGACAGCCUCAGUAGUUACGCUCAACUUCCCACAGAUUACGGUGUCCAUAUUAGGACAGCCUCAGUAGUUACGCUCAACUUCCCACAGAUUACGGUGUCCAUAUUAGGACAGCCUCAGUAGUUACGCUCAACUUCCCACAGAUUACGGUGUCCAUAUUAGGACAGCCUCAGUAGUUACGCUCAACUCCCCACAGAUUACGGUGUCCAUAUUAGGACAGCCUCAGUAGUUACGCUCAACUCCCCACAGAUUACGGUGUCCAUAUUAGGACAGCCUCAGUAGUUACGCUCAACUUCCCACAGAUUACGGUGUCCAUAUUAGAACAGCCUCAGUAGUUACGCUCAACUCCCCACAGAUUACGGUGUCCAUAUUAGGACAGCCUCAGUAGUUACGCUCAACUCCCCACAGAUUACGGUGUCCAUAUUAGGACAGCCUCAGUAGUUACGCUCAACUUCCCACAGAUUACGGUGUCCAUAUUAGGACAGCCUCAGUAGUUACGCUCAACUUCUGACACGCGUCCAGGUAUGUCGUGAAAGUAGUGUUAGCGCUCGUUGUCCUCUGUGUAUAUUUUGGUGUUUGUGCGAUGAAGUCGAUGUUUUUCCGACUUUAUCUCUCGAGUCAAUUUGAAUUAUUAACUAUGUAACAAUGUACAUACAACUAAUAUGGAAGGAAACAUAUAGAUGUAGAAAAUACGAUGUAGAUGUUCUCAUUCACCAUUGCUACCCGGGUGGGAGUCUAGACAGAGCAUAGCUCACCGGUCUGGUAAUAGGGAACUAAAGACAUGCCUGAUAUUUCAGUAAUGUAGUGACGAACAGCUCCUCUUCACCCAGAGAAUGAAUGAACUUACUCCUAAAUGAUCUCAGCGUACUGUUUAUUCAGCUUUGUCGAAACAACAACUCCUAAAUAUAUACCGGAAUAUAUUGUUAUCAAUAUAUUCACAUUUAUAGUGCAAACAUUGAUCAUAUUGUAACUAAUGGGGUUCAAGUCCGGACAGCAACCUAACCCAUAGGGAAAGAGCAGACGUAGGAACUAGGUUUAAAGAUCAUCACUAUAAUGAUGCUGCCAAAGAGGGAUAUCUAUCUAGUAAAGCCUACAGCAGGGCUCUCCAACCCUGUUCCUGGAGAGAUACCGUCCUGUAGAUUUUAACUCCAACCCUGUUCCUAGAGAGAUACCCUCCUGUGGGUUUUAACUCCAACCCUGUUCCUAGAGAGAGACCCUCCUGUAGGUUUUAACUCCAACCCUGUUCCUAGAGCGAUACCCUCCUGUGGGUUUUAACUCCAACCCUGUUCCUAGAGAGAUACCCUCCUGUAGGUUUUAACUCCAACCCUGUUCCUGGAGAGAUACCAUCCUGUAGGUUUAAACUCCAACCCUGUUCCUGGAGAGAGACCCUCCUGUAGGUUUAAACUCCAACCCUGUUCCUGGAGAGAGACCCUCCUGUAGGUUUAAACUCCAACCCUGUUCCUGGAGAGAUACCCUCCUGUAGGUUUUAACUCCAACCCUGUUCCUGGAGAGAUACCCUCCUGUAGGUUUUAACUGCAACCCUGUUCCUGGAGAGAUACCCUCCUGUAGGUUUUAACACCAACCCUGUUCCUGGAGAGAUACCAUCCUGUAGGUUUUAACUCCAACCCUGUUCCUAGAGCGAUACCCUCCUGUAGGUUUUAACUCCAACCCUGUUCCUGGAGAGAUACCCUCCUGUAGGUUUUAACUCCAACCCUGUUCCUGGAGAGAUACCCUCCUGUAGGUUUUAACUCCAACCCUGUUCCUGGAGAGAUACCAUCCUGUAGGUUUUAUCUCCAACCCUGUUCCUGGAGAGAUACCCUCCUGUAGGUUUUAUCUCCAACCCUGUUCCUGGAGAGAUACCAUACUGUAGGUUUUAUCUCCAACCCUGUUCCUGGAGAGAUACCAUCCUGUAGGUUUUAUCUCCAACCCUGUUCCUGGAGAGAUACCGACCUGUAGGUUUUAACUCCAACCCUGUUGGAGUGUAAAUCUGUUCAGAGGUGCUAAGUACUCUCGGCCGGCAAACACUACCGGUUUGUCCGUGCCUUUAAACUUGAGACGGAUAUGUUUACCGUACAGUAUUUCUGAGGUAUUUCCACAGGUAUAGCUAGUAUAGAUUCUGCGCAAUAUUCAGUACUAUCUCAUACUGUCUCAAACUGCUUUAGACUGUCUCAUACUGUUUCAUACUGCUUCAUACGGUCUCAUACUGCUUCAUACUGUCUCAUACUGUCUCAUAUUGCUUCAUACUGUCUCAUACUGUCUCAUACUGCUUCAUACGGUCUCAUACUGCUUCAUACUGUCUCAUACUGUCUCAUACUGCUUCAUACUGUCUCAUACUGUCUCAUACUGCUUCAUAUAGUCUCAUACUGCUUCAUACUGUCUCAUACUGUCUCAUACUGCUUCAUACUGUCUCAUACUGCUUCAUACUGUCUCAUACUGCUUCAUACUGUCUCAUACUGUCUCAUACUGCUUCAUACUGUCUCAUACUGUCUCAUACUGCUUCAUACGGUCUCAUACUGCUUCAUACUGUCUAACUACUGUCUCAUACUGCUUCAUACUGUCUCAUACUGUCUCAUACUGUCUCAUACUGCUUCAUACUGUCUCAUACUGUCUCAUACGGUCUCAUACGGUUUCAUACUGUCUCAUACUGUCUCAUACUGCUUCAUACUGUCUCAUACUGCUUCAUACUGUCUCAUACUGUCUCAUACUGUCUCAUACUGCUUCAUACUGUCUCAUACUGCUUCAUACUGCUUCAUACUGUCUCAUACUGUCUCAUACUGCUUCAUACUGCUUCAUACUGUCUCAUACUGCUUCAUACUGUCUCAUACUGCUUCAUACUGUUUAAUCUCUGAAGGUAAAUUGUCAAUUGGAUGUGGUGAUUCUGUGGAAGAAGUUGUUCUUAACGGGUUGUGUGAAUUAUGCAGAUGAAUAGGAAUGUAUUAUUGGUGUUGAUGUGCUGCUUGUUGAGGAUUUCCAAAUGGCACCCUAUUCCCUUUAUAGUGCACUUCUUUUGACAUGGGUCCAUAGGGCUCUGGUCUGAAGUAGUGCACUAUAUAGGGAAUAGGGUGCCAUUUGGCAUUCAGUCUUUCUUUCCUCUCAGCCUAAUGUGUGGUUCCACUCAUUUAAUAGAAACUACAGGAAGUCUGUAGCUAUUCAUGUUAAUAAUUUACGAAAAAAAAUUAAAAGCCUAUUUAUUUUUGUAGCUAAAUACAUACAUUUAUUUUCAUCAGAAAAUCUACAUGAUGUCUACACUUUAAUUGUAUUGUAUGAGAUAUAUUUGUGAGAAUAUAUUGUAACCUUAAAUUGUAUUGUAUGAGAUAUAUUUAUGAGAAUAUAUUGUAACCUUGUGCUGUGUAGAGAAUACUGCUAUAAAGAUUAUUUAUGUCCUGAAAUAAAAUGGAGUCCAAAAUA
Salvelinus fontinalis (brook trout) is the source of this 6691-nucleotide messenger RNA. RefSeq names its product choline O-acetyltransferase-like. Gene Ontology annotation, cellular component: cytoplasm; neuron projection. Gene Ontology annotation, molecular function: choline O-acetyltransferase activity. Gene Ontology annotation, biological process: acetylcholine biosynthetic process; neuromuscular synaptic transmission. The record is from RefSeq and is a predicted model, not a curated record. NCBI's taxonomy places the organism in Eukaryota, Metazoa, Chordata, Actinopteri, Salmoniformes, Salmonidae. The transcript has 15 exons. The coding region runs from base 681 to 2615 and encodes 644 amino acids.